AAGACAUGGGAUGAGACCGUAGACCAAGACGGGGAUAUGAUUACCAGUAAUGACACCACUGUUGAUGUGUCUGACAAUAAGGACAUUAGGACUAACUAUUCUGAGUUUCCAGACCACCUAAGAGUGUAUGUAUACGUUAGACAAGUCAAUGAUAUUGAUAUUGAUUUCAAAGAGGACUCCAUUGAAGUGCGUUAUAAGACUGAGACUCAAGAGGACAAAGACGUGACAUAUUUGUUGCGAAAAGAGUUGUUGUAA
This is a messenger RNA of Oppiella nova, 255 nucleotides long. The record is from the annotation of a GenBank genome assembly. NCBI's taxonomy places the organism in Eukaryota, Metazoa, Arthropoda, Arachnida, Sarcoptiformes, Oppiidae.